GCUUUACUUACAAUAACAGAAAGUUUAAAAGCUCGGGAAAUUCCAGCAAAUAUAAACAAGAAAGAGAAUGAAGUUUCCCCAUACUUAAAAGUCAUAUUCUCAUUUUAAUUUCUUCUAUUCAAACUUAUCUCUGUAUAAAACUGAUUCCCAUUUGGCAUUCACACACCUUCGCUCUUCUUCUUCCCUCUAUUCCUUUUCAAUUAACCCAAACCCUCCCUUCAAAGAUCAUCUUCAAAUUAGUAGCAACAUAUAUAGAGCAGGCUCAAGGAAAUGAACAAUAAUAGUAUUGUAGAGAAGGCUAUCAACAGCCUCGGAAAAGGCUUCGAUUUGACCUGCGAUUUUCGACUAAAGUAUUGUAAAGGAGAUGAAAGACUUGUGUUGCUCAAUGAAACUGUCACAAAGGAGAUCAUGGUACCUGGUUUUGGAGCUUUUAAUAAUAUCCCUGUUGAUAUUAAAUGUGAUAAAGGCGAUCGAGUUCGAUUUCAGUCUGAUAUUCUUAGUUUUAAUCAGAUGUCUGAAUUUAUGAACAGAAAAAGUUCAGUGGCUGGGAAAAUACCAUCAGGAUUGUUUAAUUCAAUGUUUGGGUUUCAGAGUGGUUCAUGGGCAACUGAUGCAGCUAAUACAAACUACUUAGGGCUUGAUGGUUACUUCAUUAUAUUGUUUGAUGUUCAUAUUGAUAGAAGUCCUCUUCUUUUGGUUGAUGAAGUUAUAAAUGCUGUUCCUUCCACUUGGGAUCCUGCUGCUCUUGCAAGGUUCAUAGAGAAAUAUGGUACCCACAUAAUUGUGGGGUUGAGUAUAGGAGGACAAGAUGUGGUCCUAGUUAGGCAACACAAAUUUUCCAACAUGGAACCAUCACAACUCAAGAACCAAUUGGAUGAACUUGGUGAUCAGUUAUUCACUGGCAUUUGUAACUUCUCUCCUCACCAAUGCAAAACACGAGAACAAAAGCACAAGGCUCUGGAGGCGUUCAAUGUUUUUGAUCCACAACCCAAUAUCUUCAGCGACUUCCCAUCAGCUACCACAAAAGAUGGAGUAACAGUGAUAUGUUCAAAAAGAGGUGGAGAUUUAACAGCAAACACACACAGUGAAUGGCUUCUAACAGUAGCUUCAAACCCAGAUGCAAUUGGCUUCAACUUCAUUCCCAUUACUUCCCUUCUCAAAGGUCUUCCUGGCAAGGGUUUCUUAUCACAUGCUAUCAACCUUUAUCUUCGAUACAAGCCACCUAUAGCAGAUUUGCAGUAUUUUCUGGAUUUUCAAGCGCACAAGAUGUGGGCCCCUAUUCAUAAUGAUCUUCCUUUAGGCCCAACUACAAAUAGGUCCAUUCGACCUCCAGCCCUUCAUUUCAAUUUGAUGGGCCCCAAGCUUUACGUAAACCCAACUCAGGUAAUUGUUGGAAAAACACCGGUAACUGGUAUGCGACUUUAUCUUGAAGGGGUGAAGUGUGACAGGCUGGCCAUACAUCUUCAACACUUGCUAAACACUCCAGUACUCCUUCAAGACAAGAUAGAUGAACCACUAACAUGGCGCGGAUCCGAAGAUGUACCCGACGAUGAUCGAUACUUUGAAGCCAUUCAAUGGAAAAAAUUCUCACACGUAUGCACAGCCCCUGUAAAGUACGAUCCUAAAUGGAUAUCCUCAGGGGAAGACUUGAGCUUCAUUGUCACAGGAGCUCAACUCCACGUUAAAAAACACGAAACCAAGAGCAUAUUACACCUUAGACUUUUAUAUUCCAAGGUUUCCAACUCUUGCAUUGUGCAAUCUCAAUGGAUGCAAUGUGCCUUAGAAAGUUGUACAAAGUCAGGUAGUUUUUUGUCAGCUAUUAGUACGCCCGGUUUAUCUGAGAAGGAGAAGACGCCGCUAGUGGUGGUGGAUUCCGGCGUGUAUCCGACUGGGCCACCGGGGCCUUUGCAAACCCAAAAGCUACUGAAAUUUGUGGAUACAACACAGUUAUGUAGAGGGCCAUUGGAUAGUCCAGGGCAUUGGUUAGUCACUGGGGCUAAAUUGGACUUGGAAAGAGGGAAAAUUUGCCUGCGUGUUAAAUUCUCCUUGUUGAAUAUAUCUUCUUAACUUUGUGCUUUGUCUAUAAGUUUUAUAGGUAAAAUAUCCAGCUUCAGUUUAGUGGGAGAAUUAUUUAUUCAUCUAUUUAUUAUUUGCACCCAAAAGGGGCACUGUAAAGUGAUUCUUUUAUUGUUGCUUAAGAAAUGCAAGCUGGAGAAAUCCUGAAAUAAUUAAAGGUUAGGAUCGGAUUUUCUGUUUUGCAUA
Nicotiana tabacum (common tobacco) is the source of this 2262-nucleotide messenger RNA. Its product is annotated as MACPF domain-containing protein At1g14780. Gene Ontology annotation, cellular component: plasma membrane. Gene Ontology annotation, biological process: regulation of salicylic acid mediated signaling pathway; plant-type hypersensitive response. The record is from RefSeq and is a predicted model, not a curated record. NCBI's taxonomy places the organism in Eukaryota, Viridiplantae, Streptophyta, Magnoliopsida, Solanales, Solanaceae.